Messenger RNA from Mytilus trossulus (common blue mussel), 8784 nucleotides. Its product is annotated as protein mono-ADP-ribosyltransferase PARP14-like. Gene Ontology annotation, molecular function: NAD+-protein mono-ADP-ribosyltransferase activity; DNA binding; RNA binding. The transcript has 24 exons. The record is from RefSeq and is a predicted model, not a curated record. Bases 94 to 8772 code for a protein of 2892 amino acids. Gene Ontology annotation, cellular component: cytoplasm; nucleus. Gene Ontology annotation, biological process: regulation of DNA-templated transcription; protein poly-ADP-ribosylation; negative regulation of gene expression. NCBI's taxonomy places the organism in Eukaryota, Metazoa, Mollusca, Bivalvia, Mytilida, Mytilidae.
CGAAAGUCAAGAAUGGAUUUUCACAAGUAAAGAAGUUGAAGUUGAAGUUGAAAGGGAGUAGCCGUGUAAAAGGAAUCUAUAUAGAGAGUUAAUAUGAGCAAUGCUGAUUUACGAAAGAAAAUCUGUGAAAAGUGUAUUUUGGUGAAAGGUUUUAACACAGAGACAAAUUUCAAUGCCAUAAGACAAAAUUUUGUCGAGUCUUGGCGGGGAACGUUAGCUACAAGGACAGCUGGCUUUGGAGUCAGUGAUCAAGAAUGGAUUGUUCAGUUCCAUUCACCAGAAGUUGCAGAAGGAUAUAUAACAGUGAUAGGCUCAUUAGACACACCAGAAGGAAAUCUGUCCAUAAGUGAUUGUGAAUUACCAUGUGAUAUACCAGAUGAAUGGUUGCAGACUUCAGAUGUCAGGGAUCCCUCAGCUUCAGAUUGCAAGGGGAACAACCCUUACACAGACAAUGCACAGCCUCCACCAUAUUCUGAGUACGCCAGCCAAGGACCAGGGACCAAUCCUUCAGCACCACCCCUACAUCAACAAGGUGGUCCCCAGGGAUUUCAACCAUUUAGUCCACCUAUUGAUCCACGAUGCAUGACACAUGGACCAAAUCCUCAAUAUCCUUAUCAAUUCUACCAUCCAGGAAUGGGAUGGCCACCAUAUCAGCCUGAACCUUCAAAAAAAGGAGAUCCACCUCAAGACCAAGAGAAAGGUCCCCAUGUUCCUGGAUAUCCAGGGCAGUAUGGAUGGCCACCAUAUGGAGGAUAUUAUCCAUAUGGUCAGUAUGGUUGUUAUCCAGGCUAUGGCUACCCUCCUGGUUUUGUUCCUCAACAAGAACAGCAGCCUGGUGCCAAGCAGAAUCCUACCAAUCAACCAGAAAUUUCUAUAAAUGAUGGAGAAAAUGAUAUUCCAUCUUCAUCUGCUGAACAGUCAAAUACAGAAACUCCUAUUCAAUCAGACGAAGAAGGAACGAAAGAAGAAGUGAAAGAAGGAGCGAAAGAAGAAGUGAAAGAAGAGGUGGAUGAGGAAGAGGACAUACUUGAAGAUGAUGAACCAAAGAAAACUACGACCAAUAUGCUGAAAGUGACAAAGCUGCCCCCAAAAACUACCAAGGAUAGCUUGCAGUUCUUUUUUGAGAACACAAGGAAGUUUGGAGGUGGAGACAUAGAGGAUGUGGAUUAUGAUGAAGACACAGCAUCUGCUAUUAUUACAUUCCAGGAAGAUGAAGCUGUUGACAUCGUUUUACAGAAAAUGCCUAUAAUGUUUAAUAAUAAAGUAAUAGAAGUGGAGGCCCAUAACAUUAAUGUGGAAGAGCCUAUGGAUACUACUGAAGAAUAUGAGAGUAACCUAAGUACCAGUGAACCUGCCCCGACCUGUACAAUAGAAGUCAGAGGGAUGACAGAUCGUACAACACAAGAUACCAUUAUGUAUUACUUUGAAUCUAAGAAAGGUGCUAACGCUGACGUAGAGACCAUUGAGUAUAUAGAGGAUAAAGACAUGUAUUUAGUUACAUUUCAAGAUGAAGAAGCUGUGGAUAGGACAUUACAGAAAAACCAUACAGUAGAUGGUUCAAAGUUACAAGUUAAGAAACAUAUUCCACCCAAAAGAUAUCCAAAUAAGGCAUUAGUUAAAGGCUUUAGUCCAAAGACAACAGAAGAUGGCAUUAUUAAUUUCCUGGAAGCCAGGACGAAAUUUGAUGUGGAGGGAGUAGACUUUGGUGACGAGGAUUCUGGGAAGGCUAUCGUUACAUUUUGUGAACCAAUAGAUAUUGGAGAUAUCCAAACAGCCUGUAAGAAGAGAGCAUUAGAUGACAGCUACUUGACAGUUCACCCUGUGGUUGUAACAAACUGUAUUGUUGUCCGAGGUUUCAGUGAGAAGACAACAGAAAGUGGACUGGAAUAUUACUUUGAUAAUAAAAGGAAAUCUGGUGUAGAGGGCGUCACUGAUGUCAAAAUGAAUCAGGAUGAGGAUUACUGUGUUAUAUACUUUGAAAAUGCUGAAGAUGCACUAUUAGCCUGUAAAAGAUCCCAUACCAUUGACAACUGUAAACUAAAGGUACAAGUCUUCUAUGAUUGUCUUGGUGUCCCAGCUGAUAAUGAAGGGCCAAAGUUCAAACCAUUGACUCCUUUAGUUAUUACUGACAUUGACAAAUAUAAGGUCAACUUCUUGAAUUAUUCAACUACAAAGAGAGCUGCUAUUGAAAAACAGCUUCAGGACAUCUAUGCCCAAAUAACAUGGCCAUCUUCCAAGGAUGAUAGCAAAAUAUCUGUUGAUUGCACCUUGACAAAGGAAACGAAAGAUUGUCGUAAACUUGCAAAGUCUUGGGGUGAAGAAGUCAGGAAAAGUAUAAAUACCUUUGUUGAUGCACUGGUUACUGAGAAGCAUUCAAUAUUACAAGAUGCUUGGGGUUCUGUCAUGGAUAAACUUCGGGAAAUAAACAUUUCUGAUCCUGAUGGUGUUACUGUAAGUGUGGAGAAACCACCCGUUUGUGAAAUCAUCAUUGCUGGUUAUACUGUACCAGUCAAAGAAGUUUCAGAUAAAAUUAGACAGAUAAUAGAUGAAGUUUCAGCCGACCUUGACAGAAAGAAACAAUCAAUUCAAGAAGAAACUAAACUGAAGUAUCACCAGUUGUUGAUUCUGGUUUAUACACACUUCAAAGACAAGGUCAAACAAAAGUUUGAGAAAAUGGAUGUAAAAAUAGACACAAAAAAACUUGUUAUAACAUUUAAUGGGUUAUCUGGAAACAUCAGUUCAGCAAAAGUAAUGAUGUUUGAAACAAUUAAUGACAUAACAUCAGCAUCUAUUGGAACAAAAUCACCAGCUUAUAUACAGUUUCUGAAUAGACAGGAAGUCAAGAAAUAUGUUGGGAAAAAAAUUAAAGAUAAAGGUCUGAUUGGAGUUUGGGAUAUCCAAGGCAACACAAUAACAAUGUAUUCCAUGUCAGAUGAAGAGGCUGUGGGGGCUUCUAUGAUCUUAAAAGAUUGUGUAGUGGAGACCCAGGUCCAUGUUGACAAUCUACAAAAGUCUGUAAUGCGGUCUACUAAAUGGGCCCAAUAUAUUCAAGCAAUACAAGAUGAGUAUGAGAGAAAAUCAAUUAUUACAGAAAUUAUAGAGGACAAACAAGGGCAGAUAAUCCUGUAUUGUACUUCAAAAGGAGAAGCAGGAAUGAUUAGAGAGAAAAUACAAGAUUAUUUCCUGGAUAAUUCAGAAAAAGAAAUAACAAUAAACCUACCACCUGCUCAGUUGAAGUUCCUUCAAGAAGAAAUGAAGGAUGAAGUGGAUGACCUUGAAAAAGGUCUACGAAAACAAAAAAUCAUUGUGGCUGUGAAAGGUGAUGGCAUUCUAAUUAAAGGUAAUCCUCAGGGAAUCAAAGACGCUGAACAUGAAAUAGAGGCAUUAGUAGAGAAAAUAUAUAAAACCAAGCAUUAUAUGGACAAACCAGGUUUAAAAGAGUUAAUGAAUACUGGCCAUGGAAAGUCAAAACUGAAGCAAGUUAGUAAACAGGCAGGAGUAGUUAUCAGUAGUGAUAGUGAUGAAGACGAAAGGUCAACAGGUCAAAUUAGACCUAGGCAAAGUGCUAGUUCAAAAGAGAGAGCAGUAUACUCUGCAGCUGGAGGUCAGGAGGUCAUUGUGGUCAAGGGUGAUAUUACUGGUCUGGAUGUGGAUGUUAUUGUCAAUGCAGCUAAUAAAGAUCUGGCUCAUAGUGGUGGUCUUGCCAAGGUGCUGGUUAAUAAAGGUGGCAAGACUAUUCAAGAUGAAUGUGACCAGUUCAUAAGUUUUAAUGGUCAGUUAACAGAGGGUGAAUGUUACUGUUCCAAACCAGGCAUGUUGAACUGUCAGAUGAUUGUCCAUGCUGUUGGUCCAGUGUGGCAAGGUGGCUCUAACAAUGAGGAAGACUCACUACAACAGUGUGUUGAAACUGCCUUAGUUGAAACAGAGAAAAAUAAACACACCAGCAUUGCCAUACCAGCUUUGUGUACAGGAAUAUUUGGUUAUCCUCCACACCUGGCGACUAGAGCCAUUGCCCAGGCAGUUAGGGACUAUUUCAAAAGGAGCAAGUCGAGCAUUGUUCAAACUGUUUACCUUUGUGAUGUCAAUGAGAACUCUGUAGACCUGUUUGUAAAGGCUGGGGACAAGAUGUUUGAUAAGGCAAAAGACAGGAAACAAAGGUUUAGUGGAAGACAAUCAGGUGGAAUGUCAUCUGGACAUCCUGGUCCUAUCUCAACAGGAAGUAUAGAAAUCAAGAUUGUUAAAGGAGAGUUAGCAAAAAUGAGGGCUGAUGUUAUUGUGAAUACCACAUCUAAGGGAUUACAGUUGAAUCAAGGUGCAGUUUCAAAUUCCUUACUCAAGUUUGGAGGUCAAAAGUUACAAGAUGAAUGUUCCAAGAAAUAUCCCAAAGGUGUUGACUACGGAGAAGUGGCUGUAACGACAGGAGGAAACUUAAAUUGUGAUAUUGUUUGUCAUGGAUGUUUGAACAAAUAUAGUCAAGGUGCUAUAAAGAUUCUGGAAAAGUUCAUUAAUGGUUGCCUCUCUAAAGCUGAAGGCAAAGGGUGUAAAUCUAUAGCAAUGCCUGCCAUGGGAACAGGGAAUCUGGGAUAUCCAGGAGCUCUUGUAGCCAAACAUAUGUAUGACAUGGUACAUCAGUAUUCCAGUCAGAACCCAAACUCCUGUAUUACCAAAGUCUUGUUUGUGCUGUAUGAUAAAGAUUAUCAAACAGUUAAGGCAUUUGAAGAUGAGGAGGGAAAUAGACAAGGCAGUCAUCAUGGCAGACAUGACAGGGACUUAACAGAUAAACCUACAGGAUACCAAGGCAGAGGUUCUUCUCUGGAUAUGGGGGAAGAGUUGCAACCCAUUCAUCAACAAAGGUUUGAUUUAGAUGAUGAGUUUAGACAAUAUUUAGCAAAAUCAGAAGAAUAUAAUGCUACAGUGCCAGUUUAUAGAAGGCCUGCAUUUAGUCUUGUAGAAGACGAAAUGAAACCUCACACUGUACAAGGAAUAAAGACUUCAGCGGCUAGAAGGGAGGAUAUAUAUAGGCAAACUCCAACUGAAAAUGACAUGACACCGCAAAGAAAGACAAAUGUGCUGAACAAAGUUAAAUCAGGCGAGCUUUCAAAAAUGAAACGGGGUUUAGCUACUGCACAAAAAAGACCUCAGAUUAAGCGUAUGCAGUCUGCUCCGGUUAUUUCAAUGCCAGCACAUACAUCUAUGCCUAAAUCUAAAUCUCAGAAUAGUAUAAAAACAUGGGACAAAAUAGAUAAACCAAACUAUUGGCUAGAAGACAUUGAAAUAGAAUUGGCCAUGCAAUUGAUUAAAAAUAACCAUCCAAAUAUUGAUGGACUUCAGCCAGUCACAGUAGCUUUGGCUGAAGGAUAUAAGAAACCAAGAGGCCAAUUUAUACAAAUUAUAAAUGUCAGUGGUAGACAUUGGUUAACACUGUCUGAUAUAAGCUGUCCCCCUAAUACGGUCAGAGUAUUUGAUAGCUGGAAAAGACAUUUACAUGGAGAUACCAAAAGAGCCAUCUUUGCUAUUGUAGAUAGAGAUAGCAAUGGACAGGUUUCUGUUGAUAUGUGUCCUUUUCAGCGACAGAGAAAUAAUGUUGAUUGUGGAUUAUUUGCUGUAGCUUCUAUGGUGGCCAUUGCCUAUGGAAAAGAUCCUUCAAAACUUAUCUGGGACACAAGACUGUUAAGAUCUCACUUUGUACAAUGCUUAAACCAAUCACAGAUGACGCCAUUUCCACUUUAUCAAGAUUCUCCUCCAAGCAUGUUGCCACAGAAAACGUUUGUCUUGACUGUAUGUCCCUUUUGCAAGCAGAUGCUUUGUGAGAAAGAUGAAACUGCAUGUAGAAAAUGUCCAGAUAAAUUAUCUAACAGUGCAAAGAAAGGACCUGACAAAAAGCAUCAGAAGCAGACUCCACCACCAGGAAACCAGUACAGCUCAGCUGCAGACAAAGAGUACAGUGUCAAUAUGGGAAAUGUAGUGUUCAAAGUCUACCAAGGGGACAUAACUAAUGUCAAAGUGGAUGCCAUUAUAAAUGGGACAAACACAGAGUUAGAUUUAACCAUAGGUGCUGUUGCUCAAGCUAUAAAGAAGAAAGGAGGAAAAGAAUUAGAGAAACAACUAAAGGAUCAACAAAAACAUAUGAAAAAUGAUGGAAUAGCUGUAACAAAACACACACAUGGAAUGUUGUGUGAAGCUGUGAUACAUCUUGACAUGACAGGGGUGAACCCAUCAGGUUAUGUCUCAGCGUUCUCUCCUGGUCCUAAACUAAAAGAAAGAAUCAAACUAGCUCUUGAUAAGGCUGAAAAAAUAAAGAUGGCCACUGUUGCAUUUCCUGCUUUAGGAAUUAAACUUGAUGAAACAGAUCAAUUUCAAAUACAUCAUUUAAAGGAAAGUGGUAAAGGAAUAUCUGAAAUAGCUAGGAAAACUGGAGUUAGUGUGCCUACAGUCAAAAAGUACUUUUAUAAGGAUGAACCAAUCAAAAGACCUAGAGAAUAUUCCAGACCAAUUAUGACUAAUGAUGUGAUAGAGUGUAUUGCAUUUUUUGUAGAAAACCGUCCCUCAAUACAAAUUAGAGAAAUCCAAAAUAAGUUAGUAGAUACUGGAGUUUGUACAUUAGAAACUUGUCCAACUGAAUCUUCAAUAUGCAGAGCCUUAAGAAAUGACCUUUUAUUAACUCGCAAGAAAAUUCGACCUGUUGCAAAGGAAUCACAAACACUGAAUGUAGAAACCAGUUUUGAUGAUUACAUAAAUUUCAUUUCUACAACAAAUUCUUUCAACUUGCAUUUUUUUGAUGAAAGUUCAUUUUUGAAAAACACUUGUAACAGAAAAUAUGGAUAUUCAUUGUAUGGACAUGAGGCAAUAGAAAUACAACGUUUUGCAUCUGAUGCUACUUUGACACUAAAUUUAUUACACAGCCGAACUGGAAUAGAUUAUUUCAAUCUAGUUGAAGGCGCAUCUAAUAGUUUGCAUCUAUUAAACUUUUUUAGUGAUGUUUUUAACCAUGGUUUAUAUGGUGCACCUAUAUUAAGUCCUGGUGAUAUUGUUAUUAUGGAUAACUGUAGAUUUCAUCAUGCUAGACUGAUUCAAAACAAUCUUGAGUAUUUAUUUGCAAAUAAUGGUGUUACUUUGAUUUAUCAGCCACCAUAUCAUCCAGAAUUAAAUACUUGCGAGUACUGUUUUAAAGUUAUCAAGGAUGGAAUUAAAAGAGAAAAUAAUUUUUAUGAAUAUCAUAUGGAACUUGCAAUAGCUGACUCUGUUUUAAAUAGUGUCAACCAAUCUUUAUCUGAAAGAAUUUUCCAACACUGUACAUCUGUGACAGCCAAUGUACCAGUUGGUGAUAUAGCUGAAGACAUGUUCAAAGUGGUAGAAAAAUUCCAGAGCAAAAGCAAACAUGUACAACAGGUUCAUGUAGUUAUUUUCCAACACGAUAUGAUGAAAGAUUUUAUGGCUGCAAUCCAAAAGUGUGUCAGUAAUACUAAAGAUAAAGGCUACGUAGAAAAGCUGUUCGGUUGGACUGGACUUGUUGGUGGUGACAAGAAGUUAAGCAUAUCCAGACAUGACCGUAAACUUAUUGGUGCACAGACACCAGUUGAUAAAGUGAGGAUGACCUCUGUGACAUUUGUGAUCUAUGCCAGAGACAAACAUGCCGCUCAGAUUGCCAUCAGAUUACUAGAACAAUCCAUAGAAAGCGAAUGUGACGAAAAAAAAAUAUCUUCAAAGAUUAUAAAAGAGUUCAAUGCUGAUCAGAAAUCUGAAGUGAAGAAUUUGGAAGCAGCUGGAAAGAUAAAAGUUACUUUAGAUACUACCAAAGGUGAAAUAAAAAUCAGAGGCUUGAAACAUCAUAUUUCUGAAGCAUUUGAUGAAGUACAUGCUAUAAUCAGAGAUGCAGAAAGGGCCAAACAAACCAUGCAAAAGGCAAAGUUGAUCACAGACAUGGUUCAAUGGUACUACAUGGAAGAAGACCAGGGGAAGAAAAAACUUGUGGAAUAUCCUUCAGAUGUAAAUCUGAUACUAGAAUCAGCACUAAAAGAUCAGAAAACAGUAGCCUCAUUUUCUGAUACAAAUGGAAAUAAAUACAUAGUAGAUCUGAAUGCCUAUGAGGAGUAUCCAGCAGAUGACCCAACAGAUAAAGUUCAAGUACUGAGAAAGUCUAAACUUGUAGACCAAGCAUAUGAACCGCCAAUGACAUGGGUUCCCAUGGAUGAAAAAGAGAAUUUGAAAGUAGUGCAAUUACAACCCAAAGACCAAGAAUACAAAGAUGUUACUGCUAAAUUUUUGAGUACAGCUGGGGCAAAUGUAGAAUUUGUGAAGGUUGAAAGAAUCCAGAACAAAGUACUUUACCAACAAUUUAUUGCCAAGAAGAAGUCUAUGGAUGAUACCAAUCCUAAGACAGUCCAGAAUGAAAGACCUCUUUGGCAUGGGUUCUCAGUAGAUGCUCUUGAUAGUAUACAAAGAUAUGGAUUUAACAGAAGUUACUGUGGAAAAAAUGCUACUGCUUUGGGUGCUGGUGUAUAUUUUGCAGUAAAUGUCAAUUAUUCAAUCAAUGAUACAUAUUCAAGGCCUGAUACACAUGGACAUAAAAGAAUGUUUUUGUGUAGAGUCCUGACAGGAGAGUACUGCCCAGGUGCCCAUGGUAUGAAAGUACCACCAGCCAAAAAGGGAGCUGCUGGAAGCCAUAUUUUAUAUGACACAGUUACUAAUAGUGUGAGCAAUCCAAUCAUGUUUGUGAUUUUUCAUGAUUCACAAGCUUUUCCAGAAUAUCUGGUUACUUUCAAGAGGAAAUAAUGAUACCAAAAC